Messenger RNA from Asparagus officinalis (garden asparagus), 1494 nucleotides. RefSeq names its product betaine aldehyde dehydrogenase 1, chloroplastic-like. The record is from RefSeq and is a predicted model, not a curated record. NCBI's taxonomy places the organism in Eukaryota, Viridiplantae, Streptophyta, Magnoliopsida, Asparagales, Asparagaceae. Gene Ontology annotation, molecular function: oxidoreductase activity.
AUGAAGCAGAGGCUGCUGGUGGUGGCGAACAGGUUGCCGUCGGCAGUCAGAAGGGGGGAGGAAUCUUGGUCGCUUGAUAUCAGCGCGGGCGGCCUUGUCAGCGCUCUGCUUGGUGAGAGCUUGAGCUUUAGUCUUAUCUCCACUGCAUGGUUGCUUCGUCAUCAUGUUAGAUCUCCUGGGCCUCUGAGCCCAGCAAUGCCAACUAUGGGCUAUCAUCCUGGUGCGCCAAGGCUUGCGCCACAACACUUGUAUUAUGGUCAGGGAACGACUGGUCUAGUUCCACCCCAACCUGUUCCAGGGUUUCGGCCUGGUGUUGCACCAAACUUCAUGAUUCCUUACCGGGGUUUCUUGACGGUUGGGGUUGUUGUUUUCGAAAUCAAAGAGGCAGGACAAACCAGUAUCGAGAUCCCCUCUGUCGGUAUCUGCAUCCACAUAUUCUUCCCCGGAGGUCCCAUCAUCGUCACCCGUAGGGAGGAGCUCUUCCUCGUCUGUGAGAAGAGAUUUGGAGAUAUACCGGCAGCGACUGAGGAGGAUGUGAAUCUUGCGGUGGAGGCGGCGAGGAUAGCGUUGAAGAGGAAAGGCGAUAAGGAAUGGGCUCGUGCUACGGGAGCUUUUCGUGCUAAGUAUCUCCGGGCAAUUGCUGCUAAGAUAACAGAGAGGAAGUCUAAACUGGCUAAGCUAGAGGCGCUUGAUUGUGGGAAGCCUCUGGAUGAGGCAGCAUGGGACAUAGAUGAUGUUGCUGGCUGCUUUGAGUACUAUGCAGAUUUUGCUGAAGCCUUGGACUCGAAGCAAAGAAGUCCUGUUUCCCUUCCUAUGGUUCAUUUUAAGUCCUAUGUUCUUCGAGAACCAAUAGGAGUUGUUGGGUUAAUUACUUCCUGGAACUAUUCUUUAUUAAUGGCCACGUGGAAGGUUGCUCCUGCCUUGGCUGCUGGAUGUGCAGCUGUACUAAAACCCUCUGAACUUGCAUCAGUGACUUGCUUAGAACUUGCUGAAGCAUGCAUGGAAGUAGGACUGCCUGCUGGCGUCUUAAACAUAGUAACAGGAUUAGGGCCUGAAGCUGGUGCUCCUUUGGCAUUUCAUCCGCAUGUUGACAAGAUUGCUUUUACUGGUAGCUCGGCAACUGGGAGAAAUGUCAUGACGGCUGCUGCACAAUUGGUGAAGGAAAUAAUCAAAGAACUGAUGGAAAGGCUACCACAGAUGAAAGAGCUUAUGGAUAUGUACUGUGGCUCUGAUAGAUUGACUGCAAAGCAACAAAUGCAUGAGUUAGACAGAGUCGCAAAAACUCUACUAGAGAAUAUACCUUCAUCUGUGAAGAGGUUCAUUGAUCGUGCCGUUCUUUCACUUCAAGUUUUCUUUUUUUCAAUUUAGUUUAGUUUCAUGUAAAUCUUAUAAUGUGUCAUUCUCUGACAUGGAAAACACUGAAUAUGUCAAACUGGAAUAUUUAAACAAGCCUUUGAGUGUUGACUUAGAAAUGGAAAUGAAUGUAAUUAUUUU